Molecule: messenger RNA, 2367 nt
Organism: Leptidea sinapis
Lineage: Eukaryota; Metazoa; Arthropoda; Insecta; Lepidoptera; Pieridae
Gene: elgi
Product: E3 ubiquitin-protein ligase NRDP1
Exons: 7
Coding region: 214-1164 (316 amino acids)
Biological process (GO): regulation of canonical NF-kappaB signal transduction; protein K63-linked ubiquitination; tumor necrosis factor-mediated signaling pathway
Cellular component (GO): plasma membrane signaling receptor complex
Molecular function (GO): metal ion binding; ubiquitin protein ligase activity
Source: RefSeq, a predicted model, not a curated record
GACUAUGGAGUAUGGUGUGUACUCGUCUGUAAAUAUAUUUAUUUCUUUAUUUUAUUUUGUUGUCUUGUUGAGUUGCAGUUCGAUAUUAUAAUUAUUUCGUUGAUACUUUUAUUUUAUUAAAAACUUGAAGAAUACGAUGUGUUAAAGCAAUGUUGAAGGUUUUAAAGUCUCAUUAAUAGACUCACCAAGCACUAAAAGUAUUUUCAGUCAAGAAUGGGUUUUGAAAUCAAGAGAUUUCAAGGUGACGUCGAUGAAGAACUUAUUUGUCCUAUUUGUUCAGGAGUUCUCGAAGACCCAUUGCAAGCUCCUGCCUGUGAACAUGCAUUUUGCCGUGCCUGCAUCACAGAAUGGAUUAGCCGGCAGCCAACAUGCCCAGUUGAUCGCCAGGCGGUGACCGCAAGUCAGUUGAGACCUGUUCCUAGAAUACUUCGUAACCUACUUUCCAGAUUAUGUACCAGCUGUGAUAAUGCUGCUCAUGGUUGUACAGCGGUAUUAAAACUUGACUCCCUUGAAUCACAUUUAGUAGAAUGUGAAUAUAACCCCAAGCGGCCAAUGCCGUGUGAAGCAGGCUGUGGGUUAGUAAUUCCUAAGGAUGAACUAGCUCAGCAUAAUUGUGUGAAAGAGUUGCGAGCACUUAUUGCUACGCAACAGAGCAAAUUAACAGAUUUUCAGCAAGAGUUGGCAGAGCAGCGAAUUAUAAUGAAUGAACAUAAGCGUGAAUUGGCGUUACUCAAGGAAUUCAUGCGAGCAAUGCGCGUGUCUAAUCCGACGAUGCGUGCUCUCGCAGAUCAGAUGGAACGCGAGGAGGUGAUACGAUGGGCUGACUCGCUCUCGCGGGCACGUGUCACGCGCUGGGGUGGCAUGAUAUCUACUCCCGAUGAUGUGCUGCAGGUGAUGAUGAUCAAGAGAACUCUAUCAGAGUCUGGGUGUCCUCCACACAUAUUAGAUGAUCUCAUGGAAAACUGUCACGAGAGGAGGUGGCCUCCAGGACUAUCAUCAUUGGAGACAAGACAGAAUAAUCGAAGAUUAUAUGAGAAGUAUGUAUGCAAACGAGUUCCUGGUAAGCAAGCAGUAUUAGUGUUACAGUGUGACAAUACACAUGUUGAUGAACACAUGAUGGUGGAGCCCGGGCUUGUCAUGAUCUUUGCUCAUGGCAUCGAAUAGUUCCCUACACUUCUCACCCAAGUCAAGGCUACAUGCUGAGAUCCAUAGUGUUAAUUUUAACCCAUUGGAUAUUUGUACAAAUCUUUUAUUCAGUUUCAUAAAGUGCUUUAUGUUAAAACAAUGGAAUAAUUGAAUUGAGUGCUUGCAAUAUUACAAUGUCAUAUCUUUGAUGUGUGUGAAGAUAUUUAAACAUUGUGAAAAUGUACAAAAUGGUGACUUAGUGAUUUUAUCAUGAUGCUAUAUUAUUGUUACUGGCAAUAUGGUCAAAGGACAUUGUCAAUGUAGAGGAUAGUAAUGUUGUAGAUAUAUGGUCUUAGUGCCUUAGAGAAUUGUGAAGUCAGUCCUGCAAAACAUAAUUUAUUUAAAGUUUGGCUAUCUUUGUGGGAACUGGUUUAACAUGAUAACUCUUCCUUACGAAAUACUGAGUUUUGGCGUGUCAAAGCAUACUUAAAAAAUCUGUGACAGUUAUAUAUGCUGGGUUUUGAAUGAGAGAAACUUGUUUAACUUUUUUGAAUGUUAAUUUAUAAACAGAUAGGUUGAUAUUAAUUAUUUGAGGCACAAUUUAAAUUUUGGUUGUUGAAUUUAAAGCCGCAACAUAUCAUGAUUUGGCACAACUGUGCUGGCCAAACAGACUAUUUAAAAGCGUGUGUAUAUGGUUGUUGUAAGAAGUAAUUAUUAUUUGGAGUUAAAAAAAAGGCUAAUCAAAAAGAAUAAAUACAAUUUGAAUAGAAUUAAAAGGUUGAUUCACAAUGUCAAAAGUUAAUAAAGUUACUACACAAAUUAUCUUAUUGGGUUUAGUAAAAGUUGGCCUAGUAGCAAAUUAAAAUACUUAAUAUAUACACAUUAUCACAGCGCCAAUCUUGUAUAAUCUCAUUAUUGACGAGAAAUUGUGAAAAAGCUAUCUGAUGUAAAAAGUAGAGAAAAAUUGCGGAGACCUAAGAGUCUAUAGAGGAAAGAUAUUAAUAAAAUAAAAGGAAAAUGAAAGAAGGUCCUGUUUAUAAAGUCGUUAAUUAUAUAUAAAAAUAGAUGUAAAGCUUUUGUACUUUAUACUUAGUUUAAGGGACAUUCCGAACGUUUUGAAAUUGUAGAGUAUAUCGCCGUUUGUAUAAUAUAGUGUGCUGUGUUUUUAAAUUUUAUAAUUAAAUUUAGGAAAUUGUAUAAGUAUGACAUUCUCAAUUAUUAUAAAUAAAAUAUUUUCUUUUA